Messenger RNA from Ostrea edulis (European flat oyster), 4181 nucleotides. RefSeq names its product ubiquitin carboxyl-terminal hydrolase 40-like. Bases 141 to 3818 code for a protein of 1225 amino acids. Gene Ontology annotation, molecular function: cysteine-type deubiquitinase activity; cysteine-type endopeptidase activity. Gene Ontology annotation, biological process: protein deubiquitination. The record is from RefSeq and is a predicted model, not a curated record. The transcript is spliced from 31 exons. Gene Ontology annotation, cellular component: nucleus; cytosol. NCBI's taxonomy places the organism in Eukaryota, Metazoa, Mollusca, Bivalvia, Ostreida, Ostreidae.
AUUAUUAACUAGUUGACCGGAAGUUAUGAAACCCAUGCAAAUCUCACGAUGAUAAUAAUUUUGUAUAUAAGAGCAAUUCGAUCACUAGGUUGAAUUUAAACCAGUGUCAUCGUUUGGAAACAGCUCAUCAAAGAAAUUAAAUGAUGUUUGGACUUGAAGGACUUUUUGCUGAGGAAGGAGAACCUUUUGGUCCGUCCAACCAUCAGUCCAAACCCGGAUUACCUCAGCCCCCGUCAAAACGAGGGAGAAGUGGAUUGUGCGGUAUCAGCAAUCAAGGGGCUACGUGUUACCUCAAUUCUCUUCUACAGACGUUAUUUUUUACCACAGAAUUUAGGGAUGCCUUGUUUAGUCUUGGUGAAAAAGAGUUGGGUAGUCUGGCCAGGAAAAAUACCAAUGAAAAGGUACGAGUGAUACCACUACACCUGCAAAAGUUAUUUGCUCGACUCAUGAUGUCGGACAGACAGAGUGUGUCCACUACAGAACUGACCGACAGCUUUGGCUGGACAAAUAAUGAGGAGCUGCAACAACAUGAUGUCCAGGAACUGAACCGGAUUCUCUUCAGUGCAAUAGAAGACUCUUUAGUGGGAACCUCGGGCCAGCACCUCAUAAACCAACUUUAUCAUGGAACCAUAGUCAACCAGAUUGUGUGUUCAGUUUGUGGGAAAGUCAGUGAAAGAGAGGAGGAUUUUCUGGACCUGAGUGUUGCAGUGAGUGGGGCUAAUUCGCUGGAGGCGGGGCUACGAAGUUAUUAUUGUGAAACGGAAACCAUGGAGGGCAAGAACCAGUAUCGAUGUGAAAACUGUAAUAAACUGGUGGAUGCCAAAAAGGGUGCUAAGCUCCGCUCACUGCCGAACAUCCUCACAAUCUCGCUGCUGAGAUUCAGUUUUGAUCUCAUCAAAAUGGAAAGAUAUAAGGAAGCAGGAAAAUUUGUUUUUCCGACUUGUCUGGAUAUGUCGCCUUAUGAAGAGAAGGUUGAAGGCUCGUCUGUGUACGAAUUGUUCUCUGUGGUGGUUCAUAAAGGCGGGGCUCACGGGGGGCAUUAUACGGCCUACAUAAGGGACACAGACAAUCUAGGAACGUGGUUGUCUCCAGAAGAAGGUGGAAUCUCGAUGCUCGGUAGUCUCGAGUCUGGAGAACUCGAUGUGAUUGAGUGUGACUCACCAAUUGAACUUGUACAGACCAUACUUCACCAUGCUCCUGAGAAAUGCCUGACUAUUGACAAGCUUGGAGGGGAAAUCACAAAGAAGACAGGGGUGUCUUGGAAUAAAAGAUUUAAAAAGCAGUAUGGUCCUAUUACAAAGUUCAUUGUGAAGUAUGAUGACAAAUUCUUUUUUGAUCCGUCCUCAAACUCGGUCAGUUUAAAGCAGUACUCUAGUGAGGUGUCGUCACAGACUAAGGAGGCCCAGGUGUCCUCGUCAACCAACACAGAGGGAGAUAACUCUAAAAGAUCCAGGCCUCAGUCCCCUCCUCCACCUUCAGGCUAUUGUUGGUUUCAUUUUAACGACAGCCAUGUGCAUUCGGUUCGAGAGCAGGAGCUUCAGAACACGUUUUCCGGGAAGUCCAGUGCCUACAUGUUGUUCUACAGACGUAUUGUUGAAGAGUCAAAUAACGCUUCAUCUGUGUGUUCUAUACCAGCAUCCUUAGUGAUGGAUGUCACCGCUGAAAAUGAGGAUCUACAGAAACAAAGAGAGGCUUAUGAGGUAGAACUAAACAAGUUAAACCUCCGUAUCCACUUUGCUGCUUGGUUCAUGGUCAGUGAUGGUGUACUACAACCACAGGACUUUGAGAGUAGUUAUCUCCCCCUGAUACUGGACCGUCGACAGAGCCUGGUAGAUCUCCGGAUUGCUGUAAUGGAGCUUGGAGGAGAACUAGUGCCGGAAGACUUUGUGAUCCAUACCAUGAAGGAACUUCCAUCCGGAUACCACCUGUACACUGCUCUCAUUGGAUCAGAAGACGUGUCUCUCCAGAGCCUGGGGGUGGGAGAUGAAAUGUCCCUGUUUGUUUGGAAUGGACAGAUGGUCGAUGGAGUGACUGUGUCUGUGGGCGAGGAAACGGAACCAAUACUGCUAAAUAUAGCUCCACCAGAGGGGGAUUCCCUCAUCAGGGGUUUUUCCAAAAAUUUGCUGUUAACAGAUGUUAUGGACACGGUGUGUGAAGUAUUUCGUCUGAGCCAGAGUUCUGUUACAAUACAGAGGCUGGUGGGAAAAGGGGAACAGAAAUUGCUAGCAUUUACACCAGAGGAACUAACACAGUCCAUAUCAGAGCUAAAGCUUAGCAAUGGAUCAGCAUUAUUCAUUGUAAAACAAACUGAACAAAGUAACCAUGCAUCGAACAUACCGGUCAACGUCAAAUUUACAGUUACCAUUGAAAAUCGAUGUCAGGAAAUCAAUGGGCAGAGGCAAACCAUGCAGUUUCAGGCUCUCCCAACAGAUUCCGUGUCCCUCUUGAAAACCUUAGCAGUGUCGAAAUUCCGAUUAACGGAGAUCCGUGAGGGUGGCAGGUUGCGAUUAGAAGACCACACAAUGGGCCUUAGAUCUCCAUUAUGUGACGAGAUAACCUUGUCAGAAGCUAGAAUCGGCAAAGAUUCCAAACUUGUCUUAGAACCAGGACAAGCCCCGAAGUCUAACCAGAUAACUAUCAACAUUACAACUGAUGGGGCGGAGGAAGGAAUCCCUGACACGGUGGAAAUGUUAGUGGAUAGAAAUCAGACUGUGGGGAGUUGUCUAACCUGUGUGUUAAACCGACUAGGAGUUCAAGACAAUGGCUGGCACCUACGUAAAACUAACUGGUGUGGUGAGGCAGCAGAUGUUCUCAUUGACCUUGAGGUGACCCUGGACCAUAGUAGGGUGUACGAUGGUGAUUCUUUGAUCCUGGAGAGAGGGAGGUUACCACCAAAGGGGUUUAUUUGUCCAGAGAUCUGGUUGUAUCCAUUGUUAGAAUCAGCGCAGCAGAGCAGUAAGUCAGGGUUCCUGUCAUGGCUGUCCUCAGGGAUUCAAAGACUUUGGAACACUUCCUCAGGGGAAGUAACUGCAGGCAAUCAAACAGAUGCACUACAUGUUGGGGAUAUCCAGGUCUCUGUGGAUUCCACCCUGGAUGAUCUCAAAUUGCAGGUCAUGACCUUGCCAGCCAUCACAGAUCUUGGAGUACCAAUGGCGGAGUUCCUGCGUGUCAGAGUAAUAGAAGAUGGACGACUAGCAACAAUUCUUAAGGGGGAAUCUCAAACACUGAGAAAGCUGCGACUAACUGCUUGUGGGAAAUUGGCAAUCCAGAUUCUUCCGCAGGAGGAAAACCUCACUGCCAACCACAUUGUUCUGGAAGUCAGACAGAGAAUACCAGAUACAAAGACCUACACCCCAGGACAAGAGAUAGUGUGGAAUGUAUCCCAGGGGGCAACAGCACACAGUCUGAAACAAAUCAUUGCUGAUGCAUUUCUAAUUCCUGUGGAACACAUCUUGGUAGCCAAACAUUUACCCAAGAAAUAUGAGUGGUCGAUUAUCAAAGAACAACAAAAGAAAUCUCCAGGGAAAGGAGGUAGGAAAAAGGGUCCUCAGAAGUCCAACUUGCGACAAGCUCCUUAUCACAUUCAAGAUGGUGAUGUUAUAGGAAUUAAGAACUUACAAUUUGACCCACUGUGCCCUGAGGAUUUUUGUACUGAAGAGGAUGAGCGGGGACAGGAUGAACUAAGAAAGACGGCUGAGGAGAAGAGGAAAGAAAGAGAGUACAAGAAAAACAGGGAUGCAGGAGACUAUGAUUUAAUCAACAUGAAAAAGAAACGUCCAGAGGCCACACUCAGUAUAAAAGUGGACGAUUUUACGUGAUUGCUGUAAAACAAAAGUGGACGAUUUUACGUGAUUGCUGUAAAACAAAAGUGGACGAUUUUACGUGAUUGCUGUAAAACAAAAGUGGAUGAUUUUACGCGAUUGCUGUAAAACAAAAAGGUGGAUGGUUUUACAUGAUUACCGGUUCUGUAAACGGAAACGUGGAGGGUUUUAUGCGAUUACUGUAAACUAAAAAAGUGGACGAUUUCAUGUGACGUUUGGAAGGAAAUUAAGUUAUUUUUGAAAUUUUGUUGAUGUUUGUAUUCAUCUUGAUUGUUAAAUGUUUACAACUCUGAGGGCUUUCAUUUCAGAAAAUAUCUGAAGUACGAUAACAUGUGAUACAAAUAAAAGUUUGCCUCCAUA